Molecule: messenger RNA, 1186 nt
Organism: Aegilops tauschii subsp. strangulata
Lineage: Eukaryota; Viridiplantae; Streptophyta; Magnoliopsida; Poales; Poaceae
Molecular function (GO): DNA binding
Source: RefSeq, a predicted model, not a curated record
AGGGCUUGUUUCAACAUGUUCACUACCACUGAGCUAGGAAGAGACUGUUGGUUAUGUACCCGAACGAAACUACGUGUGUUGGAGAGAGUGGUUGUCUCUCAAACAAGUGGACCCUCCUCUCCCGCAACUGACAAGUGGACCCUCCUCCUCUCAUUUCCCCAUUCUUUUCCUUCCUCUCCCGCAACUCCUUCCUCUCUGUCGUCGUCGCCGCCGCCGCAGCUCAUCUCCUUCCUCUCUGCCACCGCCGCCACCGACCGCUGGAGAAGUGAGAUGGCUGGCUUGGAAGGUUUCGAGUUCUUCGAGAUCGUAAUUGAGAAAUCUUGCAGUAGGCAGAGGCUACCUGACAAGUUUGCGAAGAUGCUCGCCGGCCAUGAGCCCCACAAAGUGAAGCUGCGGGAGGCCGGCAGCGGGCUUCGCAGGCUGUGGGACGUGUUGGUGGUGUUCGAUGGUGAAGGCCACAUGUACCUAGGGCCCGGCUGGGAGCAGUUCGCCCGCGCCCAUGAGCUACAGCUCAGGCACUUCCUUGUCUUCCGCUACGACGGUGACGCCAUGUUCACCGUGAAGAUGUUCGACAACACCAUGUGCCGCAUGUACUACCAUCACGACGACGAUGCCAGCAAUGGGAGCAGCAGCAGGGAUGACGAGGAGCGGAGUGGGGAUGACGAGGAGCAGAGCGGGGAUGCCGAGGAGCAGCCUAUUCUGGCUAACGACGACCCUGCUAUGUUGGUUGCGGAUGACGACCUUGCUAUGGUGGUGGCUGACGACGACCCUGCUAUGGUGGUGGCGGACGACGACCCUGCUAUGGUGGUGGCUGACGAUGACCUCGCGAUUGUGGUGCCUAAUGAUGACCUCGCAAUGGUGGUGCCUGACAAUGACCUCGUGAUGGUGGUGGCGCCUGCAAUCCCACAGCUUGGCUACAGGACCAUGCCAAUUAUGGUAGAGGAGUACAUCCGCGUUGGGAUUCGCCACUCUGAGCGCAUCAAGUUGAUGAAGGAGAAGAAGGAGGAGUGAAGAUGUUAAGAAAUGAAGUGGCAAUGUUAAGCAUGUUAGGUUUAAGCUUGUUAGUGUAAUCUGAACAUGUCAAUGUUAAGUAUGUCAGGUUUAAUUUUGUGCAUGCUCAUGGAUGCUGUAUGACAGUGCCAUCUAAACAUGUCAAUUUCUUAAUUAUGAAUAUUCAGUUUGGUAA